Molecule: messenger RNA, 3149 nt
Organism: Physella acuta
Lineage: Eukaryota; Metazoa; Mollusca; Gastropoda; Physidae
Product: micronuclear linker histone polyprotein-like
Source: RefSeq, a predicted model, not a curated record
ACCCAGGAAACAAAGUAGUUUUAAAAUGGCCGAUCAGGAUUGUGUUGCAAAAAAUUAAAAGGAUGAAUAGUUAAACCAGACUCUAGUCACCGUCAUUAUGUCAAAUCUCUACCCUGGUGUGGUGUUUCCAAAUUCUGGCUUAAACAGGAAAUCAACUCCAGUCAAACUCACCACAACACCAUCAGAGAUUGACCUUAAAUUAGGAAGGGGUGCCUUCAAUGGUCGACCAUGGCCAAAACCUAGUCCUGUGUCCACAGUGUAUGACGUCAGUAACAGCAGCACCAGACUGAUUCUCCUCAACAAUAAACUUUCUAAGGGGUCAAGACUCAGAGGUCAGACUGAUUAUUCAGGAAACAUCAACCAACCAUCUCCAGAAAGACAUUCUUCUGCAGGUUGUCGCAGCUCCAGCAAGCCUCGUCACAAAGGUUGCACUGCCUCAGAGCCUGAGAGGUUUGUUCCAUCUAUCCACACAAACACAAGCUCCACCCCAGCCUGGGUCUCUCGGUCAGAUCGACCAGCCAAAAGUGCUGAAACUGGUCAUGGGGCCAACUCCAGGUAUCACACAGACUGUAAGGACACCUUUGAUUACAACAUCAUCAGAAUCUACUCUGCCCUCCAACAACCCCGGAGGUUAGCCAGUGGAGGGAGGGAGAAGAGGAGGGCCCUCUCUCCUGUGUUACAGGACCCCUCCCUCAAGCCUGCAGACAGGAGAUACCUCUCCCAGAUAGCUCAGGUGUACAGUGUGGAGGAAAUGAGGAAGAGAAAGAUACAGCAGUACCAAUGGCUCAUGUGGAAGGAAUACUGCAAAGGAAAUUUUCCAGCAAGUGAGAGAAAGAAGUAUGAAAGUUACUUCAAUCACCCAAGAAAUACACAGCUAGGAGUUUUUGACCCUUCGCAACAGAAGAGUACUUCUGCACCAGGAAGUUCAAGAUCUAGUACAAGAAGGUCAAAUGAUAAGGAAGAUAAAGGCCACUCAAGGGUGCGUAAAAGUAAGUCAGCUACAUCUAGGAGUCCUUCACCUGGUAAGAAAAGUCAGAAAAAUAAAAAGAAGAAAUUGUCAGAAAAAAGCAAAAAGUCAGAUAAGAAAAAAACAGAGCAAACGAGUCAAAGGGCAGAGGUCACAAGAGACCAAAGCAGUCACAGUGAAGCAAGUGAUGUAGAAGAUGAGGCCACUAAAAAUGAAAGGAGAAAAAGUAGUUCCUCAUCUGCUUCAUCUUCUUCCACUGAGACAGGAAGUGGUGAUGAGGCAAAGACAGAAACAGUAAAUGAAAUGGUGGAAAGUGAUAGAAAAGAAAAGAAGAAGAAGAAAAUCUCCAAAAACAAGAAAUCUGAAAGUGAGGAAGAAAUGGAACAAAGUGAAGAAUUAAAACAAAAAUCUUCCACCCCGUCUUCAUCAGAGUGCAGUGAAGGGGAGACAAAGAGAGAAAACAGAGAGAAGGAUAAAAAGAAGAAAAUCUCUAAAAACAAGAAAUCUGAAAGUGAGGAAGAUACGGAACAAAAUGAAGAAUUAAAACAAAAAUCAUCCCCUUCAUCUUCAUCAGAGUGCAGUGAAGGGGAGACAAAGAGAGAGAACAGAGAGAAGGACAAAAAGAAGAAAAGAAAGAAAAGAAGAAAACAAAUUAUUUUGGCAGAUGCCGAUAGCAAAAGUGAAAGUAGUUUAAAAAGUAGAAAAGAAGAGUCAAAGAAUGUAAACAAACAGGAAGAAGGAAGUGGAGAAGUUGAGGGAGAAAACUCUGAUAAAGAGAAUGAAGAAAGCAGGAAGUCUCCAGAUGGUAGGUCAACAUCACUGUCCGACAGAUCAACAUCUUCAUCUGACAGAUCAGGCUCAGAUGUUGAUGGAUCAACAUCAUCUGUUGAUAGAUCAACAUCACCUACAACUAGGUCUAAAUCACCAGUUGAUAGAUCAACACCACUAGAUGAUAGACCAACAUCAUCAAUUGAUAGACCAACAUCACCAAUUGAUAGAUCAACAUCAUCAAUUGAUAGACCAACAUCACCAAUUGAUAGAUCAACAUUAUCAAUUGAUAGACCAACAUCACCAAUUGAUAGACCAACAUCACCAAUUGAUAGAUCAACAUCAUCAAUUGAUAGACCAACAUCACCAAUUGAUAGACCAACAUCACCAGUUGAUAGACCAACAUCGCCAAUUGACAGAUCAACACCGCUAGAUGACAAAAAGGAUGAGGAUGAUGAAAAAAAACAUCAUGAACACACAUCAUCGUCUUCAUCAUCCUCCAGUAGUGACAGCAGUGAUGAACAUUCGGAGACAGAAUCAGAACUAGAGACUGAAACUUAUACAGAACAUCAUCAAGAAACUAAGGUGGAUCUUGACAGUGAAAGAAAAGAAGAAAAAAGCAGUAGCUCUCAGAAUCUUCAAUCAGAAAGACCAUCUUCUGGACUGGAUGCAAUAAAUGGUAAUUCUGAAGGCCCAGAGAAAACUUCUACAGAUGCUGGUAAAUCUGGCCAGGUGACCAAUUUGGCACCUGAAAGUUCACAUGAGGCCAGGUUGUCCAACUCCCCCAGCGCAAGUCACUUUGACGACAGAGGGGAUUGUAUGAAUGACUUAGUUCAAGAUGGCAGUAAUAAAGAGGCCAAAGAGAUUUCUAUCAGUGAUAAAAUCCAGGGGGUCAGUUCCCUUGACUACAGUGCUACCAACACUGGUCACAAUGAUGAUGAGAAUAAAGAAAAUGAUGGAAAAGGUGAAGAUAAUAAUGAUGGUGAAACUUCAAAUGAUGAAAGUUCGAGUGAUGAAAGCUCAGAUGAUGAAAGUUCAAAUGAUGACGAAAGUUCAACCUUUCCUAUGGCAAAGUAGAGAUAAAAAAAAUAACUGAUGUGCCUGUUUAUUUAUUUAAAUUGUUUUUUAAAACUUACAAUAAUUUACCAAAUGCAUUCUUAAAAAAAUAAUCAUAAAUAAUAAUGAAAAAAACCAGAAGUUAUUGGAUAUUACACAUGGGUGGACAACUGGAAAAACAGAACUUGAUUAGCAAGAAAGAUAACCCAAUUUUUUUCUGCAAUAUUACUAGAACUGAAAUAAAAUCCUUGUUAAAAUUGUCAGAUCUACAAGUACCAAUAACAUUUUAUCUAAUAACUUCACUUAGUUGGGUAAAGAUAUAAAUAAUUUUAAAAUAAUUUUUUCAAAAUAAUUUUUU